Messenger RNA from Chilo suppressalis (striped riceborer), 5299 nucleotides. The record is from the annotation of a GenBank genome assembly. NCBI's taxonomy places the organism in Eukaryota, Metazoa, Arthropoda, Insecta, Lepidoptera, Crambidae.
AUGUUCAAAAUAGAAUUUAUGUUUUUAAUUUUAUUUCUUGGGACUGGAACAUUGUAUUGUCAAGAAACAGAAGCAGGUGACGAAGAUCCUGAAGUUACCGUGGAAAUUGAGCCGGAGGACAAUGACAGAAAAGGAAAACUUUUGUGGUCAUACCACCCAUUAAUAGACAUAGUAAAGCAGACGAGUAAAUAUGGAAAUUUGAAAGGGACAGAAGACCUCUUCGAUUUUAUGAGGGAUUCUUAUGAGUUACCGGGCGGUCUCAAAUCUCCUCUGCCCGAAUAUGAUUUUAUCAUAGUCGGUGCGGGAUCAGCAGGCAGCGUUUUAGCUUCGCGACUGACCGAAAACAGAAAUAUCACUGUUUUGCUCAUAGAAGCAGGCAAGCCAGAAAUGUUACUCACAGACAUCCCUGCUAUGGCACCCUAUUUCCAAUCCACGGAUUACACUUGGCAGUACUAUAUGGAGCAUCAACCUGGAGUUUGUACUGGCAUGAUAAAUGAACGUUGCUUCUGGCCAAGGGGAAAAGCCGUGGGAGGCACCAGUGUCAUCAACUAUAUGAUUUACACUCGGGGAAGACCACAAGACUGGGAUAGGAUCGCUGCAGACGGCAAUUAUGGAUGGUCUUAUAAUGAUGUUCUCAAAUAUUACAAAAAAUCUGAGAGAGCUGAUCUGGAAGGUUUAGAGAACCAAUCCUAUAGAAAUAAAGAAGGAGAUAUGCCCGUGGAGUUUGUUCCAAAGAGGUCCUAUAAUGAAGUUCUUAAAUAUUACAAGAAAUCUGAGAGAGCUGAUCUAAACGGUUUAGAGAACCGAUCCUAUAGAAAUAAAAAAGGAGAUAUGCCCGUGGAGUUUGUUCCAAAGAGAACCAAACUUAUAAAGGCGUUUUUAAAAGCUGGAAGAAUAUUGGGAUAUCCAACAGUAGACUACAACUCGCCCAAUGAGCUCGGAUUUGGAUUUGUACAAUCAACUAUUCAAAAAGGCCAUCGUCAGAGUGCUGCCAAAGUAUUUUUAUAUCCCCAUAAAAGGAGGAGAAAUCUGCAUAUUAUGCCUUCAUCGAGAGCUACUAAAGUUCUCAUCGAUCCCCAAUCUAAAUCUGCCUAUGGGGUAGAAUUUGUUCAUAAAGGCGUUAAAUACACUUCCCGUGUACGCAAAGAGGUUAUACUAUCAGCAGGACCUAUCGCCUCACCGCAACUCUUGAUGUUAUCAGGUGUUGGGCCAAAAAAGCAUCUAAAUUCUUUGGGGAUUCCAGUAAUUAGUGAUCUCCCGGUAGGAAAAACUCUGUACGACCAUAUAGGUUUCCCAGCUACUAUUUUUACUUUGAACACAACCCGUGUGAGUUUAAACGAAGGUAGAGCUAUGAAUAUAAGUUAUCUUUUUGAUUGGUUACUGAAUGGCGACGGCGACCUAUCCUCUCCGGGUGGAGUGGAAGGAAUUGGAUAUAUCAAAACUACCGUUUCCAAUGAUCCAGAUCCAGUACCAGAUAUUGAAUUGAUUAGUAUUGGUGGCUCUAUAGUUGUUGACGGCGGACCCAGUGGCAGCCGAGCAGUGCGUAGAGGCGUGAAAAUUUCUGACUCGGUUUUCAAUCAAGCCUUUGGAGCGAUAGAUAAUACAGAAACAUGGAGCGCAGUCCCCAUGUUACUGCACCCAAAAUCCUUUGGUUAUAUAGAAUUGAGAGACACGAACCCUUUCAGUCAUCCCCGUAUGUAUGGAAAUUACCUAACUGAUCCGCACGAUGUGGCAACUAUCGUUGCAUCGAUUCGAUUUAUACAAAAGUUAACGGCAACAGAACCAUUUCAAAGGUUCGGUGCAAAGAUACACAGAGCCGAAUUCCCGAAAUGUCGUGACACUGUCUUUGAUUCUGAUGUUUAUUGGGAAUGUGCAGUGAGGACAUUAACUAUAACUCUACAUCACCAAGUAGCAACAUGUCGUAUGGGACCACCUGGAGAUCCACAGGCCGUAGUGGACCCGGAGCUUCGAGUCUAUGGUGUAAAUAAUCUGCGGGUAGUUGACUCGAGCGUAAUACCCAGAACAAUUUCUGCUCACACACACGCGCCAGCGGUUAUGAUAGGCGAAAAGGCUUCAGAUAUGAUUAAACACACAUGGAACAUAUCGUGAAGUAAGGACUGAAUGUAUACGCACUAAUUUAAAUAUGUAAUUAUAAUAAGUAGCUGCUCAAUUACCUUUAUUAUAGUAAGUUUUAAUACGAGAAUAUGACAGAAUACUUUUUUUCUUUAUUUCAACAUCCACAAAUAUAGCAAAUUACUUAACUAUUUCUAUCAUGACUACCCCAUUUUUUUACGACGAUAUAAACAAAUGAAGGCCAGAGGAAAAGAAGGAGCUCAUUAGCAUUGUUAAUGUUAUGAAUAAUCAAAUAUGUAACCGAAAUCACAGUUCGGUCCAUGCAGCUGAAACGUGCUUCUACCUUAACACUGCAAUUUAAGCCACAUCCAGAAUAGUCGAUGAACAUAAAAAUAUUUCUGUUCAAAAACAAACCAGUCGUAUGUAAUCCGUCAUAUAAAUAUUAUACAGAUUACUACAAAGCUUUCAAUUAACAAAUGGAGUGUUCCACUUUACUGUACGCUACUUAUUAACUUUAAUGAAAGCCAAGGCCAAUCGACUGGUCACUUGUGUCAAAACCAGCUCAUACUGCAAUAAUAAUGUAAUGCAAUAAUACCAUUAAUAAAAUACAAGUGACUGCACAAAUUGUUUUAAAAUAACUAAUGAGUUACGCAAUUUAUGAAUGAGAUAAGUACUCGUUGGGUACUCACACAUAACUGACAUACUUACCAUAAUAGCAAGUGAUUGAUAAACAGUGUCUCAAUGAGAAUAAAGUAAAAAGGCUGUUAUUUUUAAUUACAAGGGGUGGCAAACAACUGUUGGGCCUCGUCCUAAUUGGUAACGAUCGGACGAUGACAAGAUACGAUCUCAUCCUGCAAUGAAAAUAAUGUACCUGUGCUAGUGCGACGGCUUACGAGCUGUAUUCGAACAUUCUCAAUAAAUCUUUAUGUUUGAACUGAUGGCACGACGAGGUCGCAUCGGGUCAUCAUACAGUCAUUUGCCAAUUAGGACAACGCCUAAUUAAUUGCUGAUGUAUAUGCCCCGGUCUAAUGCUUAUCGACCACUCGCUAUUAUUUCCGCGUCGCAUGAAUCUGAAACUAGCAAACAUUGUAGCAGACACAUCCAGCGCGGGAGCGUCACAAACGGUAAAUGUAUUUCUGGCAACUGUUAUGGUUUGUCUUAUUUAUUUAAAAGUAAAAGAAAGUAAUCAAGUUGUUUUCCAGAGGAUAACUAACGCUAUUUUCAAGUAUCGGCAAGGUGAGCGAAAAAGAUGAUAGCAAUACAAUAUUUUUAAUGCGAUAGUUUGCAGUAAAUUGAGAUUCAAUGAUACUGAAUGAUGCAAGCUUUUCUAAUUUUGUGUUUUAAAAACAACAAAGCUGUCUCAAGAUGCAAAAACAUUAAAACACCACUGAGACUCGAUUAUUAUGUAAAAAUAGCUGAAUCGAUACCCAAAUUAUGAAUAAAAUUGGUUCAAUUGGUAAACGCUGUCAUUAAUCACAUUCUGUGACUCUGUGCAAAUUUGAUAUAACUAAUAGCCUUGGAUAAAACAAGUUUCAACGGUAUAGAUGCACUGGUUUAUUUAUUUAUUGACGUUUCGCAUCCUUUUCAGGAGUCAUCAGUGCAUCUAUACCGUUGAAACUUGUUUUAUUUAAUGAGUGGUGUGCGCGAAAACCUAAGAAACAAAUAUAUAUUUGUUUCUUAGGUUUAAGUCUUGAGUUUUCUUUUCUGGAUCGAAAUUAACAGACUAGCUGGCGCCCGCGACUUCUUUUGCGUAGAUUAAUCAAUUGGUUUUCUGUCCAUAUUUUCGUGCCCUUUUGCAAAUUUAGACGACGAAAUUUAGCUUUUGUCCCAAAUUUGCAAAUGAGUUUUGUUAUUUAUGUGUAAAAAAUGGCAUUUAAAAUAGUACUAGUGACCUGCCCUCACAGUCAAAAAAACAGCUGACCCAUUCUAGCCUUAUUAAAUGUUCUCUAGUUGACUGGGAGAGAAUGCCUAUAGGCAUUAAGUCCGUCUUUUGUACAUUUGUGCAAUUAAGUUGAAAUAAAUAAAUAAAUGGAAUAAAUACUAGAAUUGGUCCAAACUACAAACAAAUCAAAAUACUUAAUCAGUUUAUUAGCUCUAUGCUGCAUUGAAAUAUUGACAGAAUCAUACUCUGAGAAUACACAAAAUAGCAACUGUUAAAACAACAUAACAGGAAGUGAGACAAUUGCCAAGAUCUAAUUUCAAAAGUAAAACUCUGAUAUGCUUGUUUAUCAAUGCAAAAAACAUAAUUUUGACAUAUUCAAGUAUUCUUUUAACAUUUAUAUCUGUGAUAGAUAAACAAGAAAGAUAAGAUAUUAAAUAAACACACUUUAUCAAAUGUUAGAAAGCACUUUUAUAUGAAUUACACUAAAAUAACUAACAUAAUAGGUAAUAACUCAUAGAAUGACAGGAAUUAAUUAUAGAUAACAAUGUUACAUGCUUUCAAGACACAAAUAUUUUCAUAUUUAAUAAUUAAACGUCAGUAAAGCUACCAAAAAAAAAAUCAAACGAAAAGGUACAUCAUUAUAACUAUUAGGACAUAAAAGCAUUUUUGCAGAUCAGAAUUUUUAACAAACUUCAAGAAAAGAUAGGUCAAGCCUAUGAAUUGGUCAGAUGAUUAUUUCUAGUAAAAAAAUUCUUUAGAUAAAAAGCCAAGCAGUUUAAAGCAUAUAAAAAAUAUUUGAAUAAUAAUUUAAGUGAGCUAUUAUGGUAAAAACAGAUGUAUGUAUUUUAUGUACUAUAGCAGCUUAAAACUUAGAAUUCAGUGUAGGUUGAAUUAAUAUCAGAUUUGGAUUUUUAGACUAAGGCAAAAGAAAACACAUAUAAACCCAUGCUUCCAUUACAGCACUCAUAUACUUAAAGGAAACUUGGUUUAUAUUUGGGUAUUCAAGAACUAAUAAAAACUGUGUCAAUUCACCCCACAGACCAACUUACAGCCUCAUAUCAUGUGCUAAAUCAGUACAGUGAAUUGCCUGGCAGGACAGUUUGACAAAAAAUAAAAACGGGCCUGCAUUAUUCCACUAAAAUCAGAAGCCAUAAUCUCAAAACUUUACAACCCAUUUGUAUAUCUUUCUAUUUCAUCUCCAAAACAUUUCCUAAAUUUUUUACCCAAUAACACUGUUUUAGAGUAAAAAAGUAAGGAUUUUUGGAGUUAAGGGAAUAAUUGUCACAAUUAUGUACAACAAAGUUGUUGGCUCAACCUUGCCAAACAUUGCAUUUUUAAUGUACU